AUGGACACACUACGAUUGAGUUCUCCUUAAAUUGAUUUUGAAUAUAAUAAAUUAGACAAUAUGCAUUCUACCAUCACUUUAUAUAAUGAUACUCAACAUCCUAUUGCUUAUAAGGUAUUUUUUUAUUUAAUUCUGAUUUUUAGUUUAAGGCUACUAAUCUUAACAUUUUUAUGGUUAGACCUCCCUAAGGAAUUGUUUUAUCAAGACAGAGUUAAUUAGUCAAUAUCACACUUCAUAGCAAAGUUCUUGAAAAUAAUUCAAUUAAAGAAUUCAAUGAAAAAAUAUAAUUGAUUACAACCAUCAUCCAUCAAGGUGUUCAAGGUGUUCAGGAUAUUGGAUCCUUAUUCUUAGAUAAAAUAAGGAGAUUUGAAAAACAAAGAAUUAAUAUUGCUAUUCUUACCAAAGAUAGAAAAAUUGUUGCAUAAAGCCAAGGAAAUUCAAGUCAAAUGUUUUAAUCAGUUAAUAAAUAAUUUGGAUAGGUUGAACCAGCACGUGUCAUUGCAAUUCCUACAGCUGAUAAGGCUUAAAUUGAAGCUGAAUACUUUUGCAAUAAAUUUGAAGUAUUACAACAAGAAGUCACUAAAAAAGAAUUAGAAUUGGUAACUAAUAUUUUAAUUAGAAUAGCAAGAUGUAUAAAAAUUUAACAAUAUUUUGAUUGAAAGAGCAAAUAUAAAAUCAGCAUCUGGAAAAUUGGAUAAACUCAUUUUCCUCAUGUCCUUUUUUUUGUCUUUUUUAUUAAGUUUAUAUUACCAAAAUCAAAUUAUAUAAGCAAUCAAAUUAUGA
Molecule: messenger RNA, 783 nt
Organism: Paramecium sonneborni
Lineage: Eukaryota; Ciliophora; Oligohymenophorea; Peniculida; Parameciidae
Source: the annotation of a GenBank genome assembly